AUGGCCCCCCUCAUCACGAACAUCUACACGGCCGACCCUUCAGCCCACGUCUUCGAAGGCAAAAUCUACAUCUACCCCUCCCACGAUCGGGAAACCGAUAUCCAGUUCAACGACAAUGGCGACCAAUACGACAUGGCCGACUACCACGUCUUCUCCACCGAGUCCCUCGACCCCGCCGCCCCUGUAGUCGACCACGGCGUCGUCCUCAAGACAGAAGACAUCCCCUGGGUGUCCAAGCAGCUCUGGGCGCCUGACGCGGCCACCAAGAACGGGAAAUACUACCUCUACUUCCCCGCCCGCGACAAGGAGGGCAUCUUCCGCAUCGGUGUCGCGGUCGGUGACCGCCCCGAGGGCCCCUUCACCCCCGACCCGGAGCCCAUCAAGGGGUCCUACUCCAUCGACCCUGCCACCUUUGUUGACGAUGACGGGGAGGCGUAUCUCUACUUUGGCGGCCUCUGGGGCGGGCAGCUGCAGUGCUACCAGAAGGGGCACGACGUCUUCGACGCCAGCUGGCAGGGGCCCAAGGAGCCGACGGGCGAGGGCGUCCCCUCCCUCGGUGCCCGCGUUGGCAAGCUGACAGAGGACAUGCGCCAGUUCGCCGAGGAGGUCAGGGAUGUGGUCAUCCUCGCCCCCGAGACCGGCGAGCCCAUCCUCGCCGACGACCACGACAGACGCUUCUUUGAGGCGGCGUGGAUGCACAAGUACAACGGGAAGUACUACUUCUCUUACUCCACCGGCGACACCCACUACCUCGCCUAUGGUGUCGGCGACAGCCCGUACGGUCCCUUCACCUAUGGCGGGAGGAUUUUGGAGCCAGUGCUGGGCUGGACCACCCAUCACUCUAUUGUCGAGUUCAAGGGGCGGUGGUGGCUGUUCCACCACGACUGCGAGCUCAGCAAGGGUGUUGACCACUUGCGGUCUGUCAAGGUCAAGGAGAUCUUCUAUGACAAGGAUGGCAAGAUUGUUACCGAGAAACCCGAGUAA
Molecule: messenger RNA, 984 nt
Organism: Podospora pseudocomata
Lineage: Eukaryota; Fungi; Ascomycota; Sordariomycetes; Sordariales; Podosporaceae
Exons: 1
Coding region: 1-984 (327 amino acids)
Biological process (GO): carbohydrate metabolic process
Molecular function (GO): hydrolase activity, hydrolyzing O-glycosyl compounds
Source: RefSeq, a predicted model, not a curated record